AUGAAGGAAGGGGGUGGUAGGAAGCAAGGUACAGCAUCACCUUGUGCUGCAUGCAAGCUUCUUAGAAGAAGGUGUGCACAAGAUUGUGUUUUUGCUCCAUAUUUCCCAGCCGAUGAACCCCAGAAGUUUGCAAACGUUCACAAGGUGUUUGGUGCCAGCAAUGUCAACAAGAUGCUUCAGGACCUACCAAUGCAUCAGAGAGGGGAUGCAGUGAGUAGCAUGGUGUAUGAAGCCAACGCCAGAGUCCGAGAUCCUGUUUAUGGGUGCGUUGGAGCCAUCUCUUCGCUUCAACAACAGAUUGAUGUGUUACAGACCCAAUUGGCCCUGGCCCAAGCUGAAGUGGUACACCUUCGGGUCAGACAAAAUAGGUGCUUUUCCAAUCCUGGGCCCGGGCCCACUAGCCCAACCAAUAGUGGGUCCCCUUCAUCCAAGAUCAUGGACUCACAUGCUAAGCCUAUUUUUGACAUGGACAUGGUGGUGGAUCAAGCCGAAUAUGGUGGUUCAAUGUGGUCAUAA
Abrus precatorius (Indian licorice) is the source of this 516-nucleotide messenger RNA. RefSeq names its product LOB domain-containing protein 4. Bases 1 to 516 code for a protein of 171 amino acids. The transcript has 2 exons. Lineage: Eukaryota; Viridiplantae; Streptophyta; Magnoliopsida; Fabales; Fabaceae. The record is from RefSeq and is a predicted model, not a curated record.